Salvelinus fontinalis (brook trout) is the source of this 600-nucleotide messenger RNA. Its product is annotated as tripartite motif-containing protein 55-like. The transcript is spliced from 3 exons. The record is from RefSeq and is a predicted model, not a curated record. Bases 1 to 600 code for a protein of 199 amino acids. Lineage: Eukaryota; Metazoa; Chordata; Actinopteri; Salmoniformes; Salmonidae.
AUGUGUGUGGUUGCCUGUGUACAGGAGAACGGCAGGAGGCAGAAGUCCCAGGUGUGUGUGGUUGCCUGUGUACAGGAGAACGGCAGGAGGCAGAAGUCCCAGGUGUGUGUGGUUGCCUGUGUACAGGAGAACGGCAGGAGGCAGAAGUCCCAGGUGUGUGAGAAGUUGGACCAUCUGUACACCAUCUUGGAGGAGAGGAAGAGGGACUUAAGUUUGAAGUUGGAGGCCGAGCAGGAAGAGAAGCUUAACUACAUCCGUGGUUUAACCAAGAAGUACAGAGAGCACCUGGAGCGGAGCUGUAGGACCGUAGAGACAGGCAUACAGACCAUGGAGGAACCAGAGAUGGCCGUCUUCUUACAGGUGACUGACACAAACACACUUCCUCAACAUUCAGGCUUGAAUCCUGAUUUAAGUUUCACACUGCAAAAGACCUCAUUAAAAAGAUUGGGGAGGCGUCGAGCACCUCCCACCUGGAUAAAGGUGGAGCGUGGAUAUGAGGCGAUGGAUCACUACACCGUUAACUCCUGGAGAGAGGGCAGGGCUCUGGGUAACAUCGACUUCAUCUCAGGGUUCCCCAACUGGCAGGCCGAAAAAGACUAA